Peronospora matthiolae is the source of this 240-nucleotide messenger RNA. The record is from the annotation of a GenBank genome assembly. Lineage: Eukaryota; Oomycota; Peronosporomycetes; Peronosporales; Peronosporaceae.
AUGCAAUGCGCGGCGAAAGCUACUGAGAAGGCAGCUUCGUGUGUCAACGCAGCUUCUCUUGACGAUGCCCAGCCACUCGCGGCAGAAGGUGCUUCGUCUACUGCUGCUUCAACUCUUCCUGCAGCAACAGUUGCUGCAAAGGCACGUAGUGUGUCACCACGUGCCAAUGCUGAUAAAGGUUGCCAAGUGGAACUCAUCUGUUCGGAGGAGUCGAGCGGUGGAUGUAACGGGGCACCCUGA